UUAAGCUAGCAAGUUUUUCAAUCGAAGAAAAUAUCAUUAUUUUCUAAUUGUUUCACAUAAUAGCAGUAUUUUUUAAACACACAUAAUUGAUCAAAAACAUGGCAGACUCAUCAGAACAUUUACUGGCGCUGAAAGUAAUGCGGCUCACUCGACCGACACUGGUCAGCUCCCAGAUAGUGACCGCGGAGACAAAAGAUUUACCCCAGAACACUUUCGAUAAAAUUCUCAAAACGACCGCCACAACGGUGCAGGAUAGUGAAACGUUAGCCGCUGGUCAGUUCAUGCUACUACCCCAAAGCUUCGGUAACAUUUAUCUGGGUGAAACGUUCUCCAGUUAUGUGUGCGUCCACAACUGUCGCGCCCACCCGGUUAGCAACGUAUCGGUGAAGGCAGAUUUGCAGUCAAACAACACACGAAUCAAUUUGCCUAUCCAUGCUGACAAACAGGGUCCGGUGAUGCUGCAUCCGGACGAAACACUUGACGACGUUAUCCAUCAUGAAGUGAAGGAAAUUGGAACGCAUAUUUUGGUAUGUGAGGUAUCGUACAUGACGCCAGCUGGACUGGAAGCAUCGUUCCGGAAGUUUUUCAAAUUCCAAGUUGUCAAACCUUUGGACGUGAAGACAAAGUUCUACAAUGCUGAAACUGAUGAGGUUUACUUGGAAGCUCAAAUACAGAAUAUCACUGUUGGACCUAUCUGUUUGGAAAAGGUUGAGCUUGAAAGCUCCGAAAACUAUACGGUGGUUUCGUUGAAUAAUUUACCUUCUGGGGAAUCGGUGUUUUCCCAGAGAACAAUGUUGCAACCGCAAAAUAGUUGUCAAUUUUUAUAUUGCAUCAAACCAUUGCCAGUAAUUUUGAACGAUCCCAUGGCGUUGAAAGCAGCUAACAACAUCGGUAAGUUGGAUAUCGUGUGGAGAUCCAAUUUAGGAGAACGCGGCCGACUGCAAACAAGCCAGCUACAGAGGAGUCCUAUUGAAUACGGGGACCUUCGUCUGACGGUAAUUGAAGCCAACAGUACCGUCAAGAUAGGCAAAGGAUUUGAUUUCAAGUGUCGAGUAACGAAUACGAGUGAACGUUCGAUGGAUUUGCUGAUGAAUCUUAACACGAAAGCCAAAGUUGGAUGCGGUUACACGGGACAAACCGAGAUAAGUUUGGGACCUCUGGAACCGGGAAAAUAUAAAGAAUUCAAUUUAACGGUUUGCCCCGUUCGUCUGGGGUUGAUUACUGUUACCAACCUACAGCUGACGGACGUUUUCAUGAAACGAAAAUACGAGUUCGAUGAUUUUGUGCAAGUUUUCGUAGUAGAUGAAGAAUAUAAAGAAGAAGAAUUCCAGUUGGACAAAUACGUUCGGUAUAGCAUUCUACAGUCUGUUUAGGGUGUACUUUCAGAAACCAAUUUUAUUUAUUCAAGAAGAGAAUGUUAUUACAGCAAAUAAACAA
This is a messenger RNA of Ochlerotatus camptorhynchus, 1437 nucleotides long. Its product is annotated as probable trafficking protein particle complex subunit 13 homolog. Gene Ontology annotation, cellular component: TRAPPIII protein complex. The transcript is spliced from 4 exons. The record is from RefSeq and is a predicted model, not a curated record. The coding region runs from base 99 to 1373 and encodes 424 amino acids. Lineage: Eukaryota; Metazoa; Arthropoda; Insecta; Diptera; Culicidae.